GAACUAAUUCAAUAGAACUAUAACUAUUUUAUUAGAACAUCUGUACAAACAACAGCCAUGUCUGAAGCAAGUAACAACAAAGUGGCUUACUUCUAUGACAUGGAUGUUUCACGGUUCCACUAUGGCCCUGGUCACCCCAUGAAACCUCACCGUCUUGCUCUUACCCACACUCUAGUGUUGCACUAUGGCCUUCACAACAAGAUGCAAAUGUUUAAGCCGUACCGCGCCACUAGCCACGACAUGUGUAGAUUUCACUCUGAAGAUUACAUCAAUUUCCUUCAGCGUAUAACACCUAUGAAUCUAGCUGGUUUCACGAAAAACUUAAAACUGUUUAAUGUGGGCGAUGACUGUCCUGUUUUCCCUGGUCUUUAUGACUUUUGCUCCAUGUACACUGGUGCCUCUUUGCAAGCAGCGACAAUGCUUAAUAAUAAGAAAAGUGAUAUCGCUAUAAACUGGUCAGGUGGUUUGCACCAUGCUAAGAAGUAUGAAGCAUCUGGCUUCUGUUACGUGAAUGAUAUCGUCAUUGCAAUUUUGGAACUUUUAAAGUAUCACCCUAGAGUAUUAUACCUCGACAUUGAUGUACACCACGGUGAUGGUGUCCAAGAGGCUUUUUAUUUAACGGACCGUGUGAUGACUGUAUCCUUUCAUAAGUAUGGCAAUUACUUUUUCCCAGGCACUGGCGACAUGUAUGAGAUUGGAGCUGAGAGUGGCCGCUAUUAUUCAUUAAAUGUACCACUUAAGGAUGGCAUUAACGAUCAGGCUUAUCAGCAACUUCUUAAGCCUAUUAUGAAAGCUGUAAUGCAGUCAUACCAACCCACUUGCAUUGUUAUGCAGUGUGGUGCAGACUCCCUUGGCUGUGACAGACUUGGCUGCUUCAACCUGACCAUAGACGGACAUGGAGAAUGCGUGAAGUUCAUGAAAGAGUUUGGCGUCCCAAUGAUGGUCCUUGGCGGCGGUGGGUACACUGUACGCAAUGUGGCCAGGUGCUGGACACAUGAAACUUCUAUCAUAGUAGGUCAGGAAAUUAAUGACGAAUUACCUUAUAACGAAUACUUUGAGUAUUUUGGUCCUGACUACACUCUUAGACCGGACACAAGUCGAGGUAUAGAAAACCAGAACACUAAGCAGUAUCUUGAUCAACUGCGACAGAUGUGUCUUGAGAGUUUAAAGAUGAUCACGCAUGCUCCGAGUGUUCAGAUGCAUGAGGUUCCUCCGGAUCUGCUCUCCUUUGACAACUACGAGUCCCUCAGUGAGUUGGAUGUGAGAGAGAGGCAAGAAGACGUGGAUCAGAGGAUUGAACCAGAUAAUGAGUUUUAUGACGGCGAAAAAGACAAUGAUAAAGAAAGUGAUGUCAGCAUAUGAUGAAAAGCCAGCAGCUGGUUAUGCUUUAUUUAACAACUUCUAGUGGGAAGAGGUGGACAGAAUAGUUAGAAGAUGCCUUGAAAUUGUAGUGGUGCCCAUUUCCACUUUUGAAAUAUGACGAAUUGGUGUUUUAGCACUGUUUUGGCAUAUGAAAUUGGAUGAUUUGUUAAACAUUGUUUUUCUUUCUGACACGUUUUUAUAGGUCUAUAUAUUACGUAUUAACAUUGUUAUGGGCCAAAAGCUUUAUUUUAUUAUAUUUUUAUUAUGUUGUUUAGUCAUGUCAUUUCAAUAUGAUCAUUUAAAAUCAUAUGUAAUUAUAGCCUUAAUACUAUCUAUAUGCAGAAGGUUUGCUUUUACUAAUGCAACACUUCUUCUAUUUCUCGCUUUACAG
This is a messenger RNA of Ciona intestinalis (vase tunicate), 1753 nucleotides long. Its product is annotated as histone deacetylase 3. Gene Ontology annotation, biological process: epigenetic regulation of gene expression. The record is from RefSeq and is a predicted model, not a curated record. NCBI's taxonomy places the organism in Eukaryota, Metazoa, Chordata, Ascidiacea, Phlebobranchia, Cionidae. Gene Ontology annotation, molecular function: histone deacetylase activity.